Messenger RNA from Colletotrichum navitas, 1650 nucleotides. RefSeq names its product amidase signature domain-containing protein. Bases 64 to 1650 code for a protein of 528 amino acids. The record is from RefSeq and is a predicted model, not a curated record. Lineage: Eukaryota; Fungi; Ascomycota; Sordariomycetes; Glomerellales; Glomerellaceae. The transcript has 5 exons.
CCAGUGCCUUUGUGCAAAGGAGUGAAGAUAGAAGAUGCAUCUAUCGUUACAUUGCAGGGCUGGAUGUCGGAUGGUCAUCUUACUAGUCAGGACUUGGUUGAGUGCUAUCUAGCAAGAAUUGAGAAGACCAACAGGCACGUCAAUCCCGAUGCUAUGGAGAUUGCAGCGCAGAUGGACAAGGAGCGUGCCAGCGGUGAGGUCAGGGGACCACUCCACGGCAUUCCAUUCCUUGUUAAGGAUAAUUACUACACUGAUGAUAGACAUAACACCAGUGAAGGAACGCUGGUUCUACUUGGUGGAAGAUACUCAUCCGAAGCAACGGUUGUCACAAAGAUACGAGUUGCCGGCGGCGUACUGCUUGGCCACACAACCAUGUCCGAGGCUGCUGAUCACCGCGCAACCUCCAACUACGCUAGCGGUUAUUCGAGCAGAACGGGACAAACCAGAAACCCCUACAACUUGACACAGCCUACCGCUGGGAGUAGCUGUGGCUCGGUCGUUGCCGUGAGAACCAACCAGGUGGCAAUUGCACUGGGCACAGAAACAUAUGGUUCUCUCGUCCAUCCGGCUGCACAACUGGGAGUUUAUACUGUUAAGUCGACCCCAGGCUUGAUUUCUCGUCACGGCGUUGUUACUGGGAGCUAUUACCACGAUACCCCAGGGCCAUUGGCUCGCUCAAUGGAAGACGUAUCGAUCAUGCUUGAUAUUAUGGUCGGCCCUGACCGUUAUGACAACCUCACAACCGAGGCAAUUGGACAUGAUCCUGUGAAGGGAUACUCUGCAGAGGUGGUUGGCAAGGAGGCUCUUCGCGGUAUGAACCUAGGGCUUCCGUGGAAUCCCUUUUGGUCGACGGGUGCAGACUACGAGAAACGUAUCCAGGAGCUGAAGGAUGCUGGGGCUAAGAUCUACAACAUGACACACAAUGCAGGACUAUCGCAAAUCGUAAACCCCUAUGGCGCCGGCCAUCCCUCAGACCUCGCACCUGAAUUUAACCAUGCAAUUGCUUUCAACACACUGCUUGCUGUCGGGUAUGGCGAGUGGCUGCAAAAUUGGACAUUCCCAGAAGGUGACGAGAGACAUGGCAUGAGUUCUCUAGCGCAGAUGGCCGAAUGGAACGACGCCAAUAAUGCAACCACAGGAGCGUUGGGAAACAACACUUGGUGGUGGGAUCCUAAGACAGGCCAAUCCUUCUACGAUGCUGGGGUUGCCACAAAAGGCAACCUUGGUACCGCAUUCUGGACAUCGUUUGGCUGGGGUCGCUUUACGGCACGACAGGCUAUUGAUAAUAUGUACAGUUAUGUGGGAGAAGACGGAACUAUCCUUGAGAUGGAUGGGGUGCUAGUGCCAAAUGGAAGAGACGGAAAUAGGGGAAAUGCAUGCGCUCCCUUGCCAUCAUAUGCAGGUUACCCGAUUGCUGCUGUGCCUACUGGAGCAGAUGACUACGCAACUCCAUAUGGACUUUGCAUUUAUGGAAGGCAAUGGGAGGAAGCCAAGUUGGUUCGAGUGGCAUCGGCAUUGGAGGACCUGUUCCAAUGGAACGAGAAGCCGCACUAUUUCAACUACGAUACAGCUGAGCGCCCUUGGGACGCUCCUUAUCCUGGCUACACUUGUUCGGAAAGCAGCCUAAAUGCCAGGCAGUGCGAACUCUAA